Molecule: messenger RNA, 1418 nt
Organism: Vespa mandarinia (Asian giant hornet)
Lineage: Eukaryota; Metazoa; Arthropoda; Insecta; Hymenoptera; Vespidae
Product: innexin shaking-B
Cellular component (GO): plasma membrane; gap junction
Molecular function (GO): gap junction channel activity
Source: RefSeq, a predicted model, not a curated record
UUCGUUCGCUCAUCGGAUGAGACGCGCACUGUUCUGCCGCUUAAAUGCCAAACGUUAUUGUCGUCGUCGUCGUCGUCCUUGUCGGCAUUGUAUAAUUUAACUGCGUUUCGUUCAUAAAAUACACAAUUUCUAUACUUGAUGAAGAAACGGAUAGUUGUCUAUCACAUCUGCCGGAAAUCUAUAAUCGAUUUUCUUUAGGACGUUUCCGUAAUCAUCAUCAUCAUCAUCAUCAUCAUCAUCAUCAUCAUCAUCAUCUCUGUCGCCUCAUCGACGCAACCCGUUUUCGUAUGACGUCUUUGUCGCGCUAUUUGUGUUCGUUUUAUUGUACAACGGGAAACGUCAAAAUGUGUAUCUACUUCCAGAGAUUGAAUUAUACGAGAUCGUUAUUGAAUCCUCAUACCAAUCGGUAAAAUCAUCGAUUAAUAGUUUAGAUCUUUUUUCUUAUAUCAGCGUUCGUUGAAAUUCGUUGCGUGAGUCUAAUCCGAUCACUAUUACAAUCUCGAUCCCGACACCCCAUCACCCACACCCCCCCCUCCGACGGAUUUACUAACUCAAUUUCUUUGUAAAUUAGUAUCCUUUGAUCUUUUCGGACGGGUCAUAAAGCUUUUUCUCGGCCGUUUAGUUUUUGAUUAAUAGGACGGGGUGAAUGACCGUGGAAAUGAAACGCGAGCUUUAUUUAACGAUUAAUGAUUUGGACGUCGUCGAUGAUGGUCGUUGGAAAAGGGCAGAGUGUUCUUUAUCAUUGGCGAAAUCGCAGGAUUUUAGAGAUUAAGAAUCAAACGUGAUUAUUGAACAAUUUUUUGAAGAAAUCGGCUUUUUCGAAUAGUGUGCGUGCGUCCGUACGUACAUACGUGCAAUAAAAGAGAGAAGUGAGAAUGAUAGACACUGUUACAGAAUUGUACUAUCUUUUACGCGUGUCCAGAAUAAGAAGCGAUGGCCUCGUCUUUAGGCUACAUGCGCUAACAACGAUCUUGAUGCUCCUAUUUUCCGUAAUUAUUAGCAGCAAGCAAACUGUGGGAAAUCCAAUAGAGUGCGUACAUACGAGAGACAUUCCUGUAGAGGCCUUCAAUGCGUACUGUUGGAUACACAGUACGUAUAUCGUGAGCGGUGGUGGUGCUAUGCUUGGUGUCGCAGGGGCAAACGUUGCGUAUCCUGGUGUUGCCUCGUCUUUCGGCAUUUUACAAAGACGUUAUCAGAACGAGGAGGAUCAUCGUCAUGUCAACGAUCAAACAAAAAGAGUCAAGUAUUAUCAGUGGGUUGCUUUCGUGCUUAUCUUUCAGAAAAAGUAAAAAGGAUAGUUUUCAAACACGAUAUACAAAUGAUCAUCGUCUCGGCGUAAACGAACUGAUAUGGAUCUAUCUGAUUGACUUGUGUUUAAAAAAGAAAGGGGAAAAAAAAGAGAGAAAAAAAAAAAGAGA